AUGUCGGCCAAGCACUUCGUCAACGACCCGACCCUCCUGUUGAACACGGCCCUGGAGAGUCUCACGCUUACUAACCCAUCUGUGGCAUUGGAAACGGACAACAAAAUAGUCUAUCGACGGCCCGGAAAUGAGCAAUCGCAGGUUUCCAUCGUCAGUGGCGGCGGCAGCGGGCAUGAGCCCAGCUUCGGCGCCUUCGUUGGCGCGGGCUUGUUGUCUGGUGCUGUAGCCGGCACAAUCUUUGCCUCGCCCAGCGCUGAACAGAUUCGCAAGGCUAUCAUGUCCAGAGUCGACACCAACAAGGGUGUUUUGGUGACCGUCAUGAACUACACGGGAGACGUUCUCAACUUUGGCAUGGCGGUUGAGAAGGCCAAGGCUGCCGGUCUGGAGGUUGAGAUGCUGGUUGUCGGUGACGACGUGGGCGUCGGUCGAGAAAGGGGCGGCAAGGUUGGCCGACGUGGUAUUGCGGGCACAGUACUCGUGCACAAGAUCUCCGGCGCCCUUGCUGCUCAGGGGGCUACUCUCGAACAAGUCCAUAAGGUCGCCAAGCUCACGGCGGAAAACAUCGUGAGCGUAGGCGCCAGUCUCGAGCAUGUACACGUCCCUGGACGAGCUCUGCCGGGCCCCAAAGCCCCAGGCAGUCUAGCUGUCGACGAGGUCGAAGUAGGAAUGGGCAUCCACAACGAGCCGGGUUCUGGAAGAGCAAAGGUUGAACUGCCGGAGCUCGUGAGCACCAUGAUGUCGCAGCUGCUGGACAAGAACGACACGGAUCGGGCAUUCCUCAACGUCAACUCGAACGAGGUGGUGUUGCUGGUGAACAACCUCGGGGGUGUCAGUGUUUUGGAACUGGGAGGCAUCACAACAGAGGUUGUCAAGCAGCUCGGUCAAUGGGGCAUUCAGCCCGUACGAAUACUCAGUGGAACUUACAUGACGAGUCUGAAUGGGCUUGGCUUCAGCAUCUCCCUCCUGAACGUCGUCAACACAGACAUAGGAGGACCAAGCAUGAUUCAGCUGCUUGACUACCCAUGCGAGGCCACCGGCUGGACGGCGCCAAUCUCGAAGAACACCUGGGAAGUGAAGAACACCAAUACCAGAGAGGACACUGCAGCGGCUGACGAGAGCGUCAAACCUAGCGGGCUCAAGAUUGAUGCGAGUGCGUUUACCAAGUCUUUGACUUCCGGGCUUGAAGCACUCGUUGAGGCUGAGCCUGAGGUGACGAGAUAUGACACCGUGGUCGGAGAUGGCGACUGUGGAAUCGGCUUGAAGCGUGGUGCUGAAGCUGUCCUAAAACAUCUGAAAGAGACUAAGGCGACAGGGGAUGCCGUCAUCGAUGUUGCUCAGAUCGUGCCUGUGAUAGAGACGGCAAUGGACGGGACGUCAGGGGCUUUAUUUGCCAUCUUCCUCAACGCCCUCGUUCACUCGUUGCGUGUGUUUGGGCCUGGCGAAGCUACACCGCAAGUCUGGGCCGGCGCUCUGAAGCAAAGCUGCGACGCGCUGUCACGGUACACACCCGCUCGGCCUGGCGAUCGUACUAUCGUGGAUGCCCUCUACCCCUUCGUCGAGGUCCUCGGAAAAUCAGGUGACAUCAAGAAGGCGGCACAGGCAGCAAAGGAUGCAGCAGAUGGCACCAAGGGCAUGAAAGCCAGUCUCGGUCGGGCUGUGUACGUCGGUGGCACCGGAUUCGAGGAGGUCCCCGAUCCUGGGGCUUGGGGUCUGGCUUGCUUCUUCAAUGGCCUGGCUGGGUUGAAACCCGAAGAGGAGGGAUGGGAGGCCGUCUAA
This is a messenger RNA of Anthostomella pinea, 1776 nucleotides long. Lineage: Eukaryota; Fungi; Ascomycota; Sordariomycetes; Xylariales; Xylariaceae. The record is from the annotation of a GenBank genome assembly.